Molecule: messenger RNA, 1519 nt
Organism: Suricata suricatta (meerkat)
Lineage: Eukaryota; Metazoa; Chordata; Mammalia; Carnivora; Herpestidae
Gene: SIGMAR1
Product: sigma non-opioid intracellular receptor 1
Exons: 4
Coding region: 1-672 (223 amino acids)
Cellular component (GO): endoplasmic reticulum
Source: RefSeq, a predicted model, not a curated record
AUGCAGUGGGCGGUGGGCCGGCGGUGGGUGUGGGCCGCGCUGCUCCUGGCUGCCGCUGCUGUGCUGGUCCAGGUGGUCUGGCUGUGGCUGGGCACGCAAAGCUUCGUCUUCCAGCACGAAGAGAUCGCGCAGCUGGCCCGGCAGUAUGCGGGACUGGACCACGAGCUGGCGUUCUCUCGGCUUAUCGUGGAACUACGGCGGCUGCAUCCAGGCCACGUGCUGCCCGACGAGGAGCUGCAGUGGGUGUUCGUGAACGCGGGCGGCUGGAUGGGCGCCAUGUGCCUUCUGCACGCCUCGCUGUCCGAGUACGUGCUGCUCUUCGGCACCGCCCUGGGCUCUGGCGGCCACUCGGGGCGCUACUGGGCUGAGAUCUCGGACACCAUCAUCUCUGGCACCUUCCACCAGUGGAGAGAGGGCACUACCAAAAGUGAGGUCUUCUACCCAGGGGAGACCGUGGUGCACGGGCCUGGUGAGGCAACAGCUGUGGAGUGGGGGCCAAAUACAUGGAUGGUGGAGUAUGGCCGGGGUGUCAUCCCAUCUACCCUGGCCUUUGCGCUGGCUGACACAAUCUUCAGCACCCAGGACUUCCUCACGCUCUUCUAUACUCUUCGCGCCUAUGCCCGGGGCCUCCGGCUUGAGCUCACCACCUACCUCUUCGGCCAGGACCCCUGACCAGCCAGGUCUGAAGAAGGACCUGCAGAUGGAUAAGAGGGGGCAGGCCCGCAUACAUCCACUUUCUGGAACCCAUGUGAAACGAGGGACACACAACAUGCAACUACUAAGUUCCUGAUGUACAAACAGGAACACACAUGCUUAUGUAACCAAAUACAGAGACUCGUGGGAACAUAUGGGACAUACAUGCAGAUGCAAUCCCAUGUGUAUGGCAGCAUCAUACAUUCACAACCAUCCAGAGAGGGAGCCCCACAUGUACCAAGUGGGCUAAUCAUAUUCGGACAUACUGCAAGCUUGACUCACUAAUUCAAGUUUUUCCAGAGCUUUCCUUCCACCAGUGAGGGCUCUGUAGUUGUUGAUGGGUGUAGGUAUUAUACUCUGUCUGGGCCUGACCCUUCCUUCAACCCAGCAGCAGUUGAGGUGGGAGGGAGACAAAGGGCUGCCUGUGGAGGCCCUCCUUGUCUCCCAGUCCUCACCAUAUGCCUUACCCCAUUCUCUUCCCCUUACUAUGCAAGUGCUCUCAUGGCCAGUCCCCACUUUUAGCAACCAUGUCAGUUGGGGUAACCGUAAGAAUGGAGAAUGCUGAGGUCAGGGUCCUUCUAUCCUGAAAGAUCCCCUGUCCUUCCCCCUUUGUCCUUUAGGAGUGUGAUUGGGGGAGGGUGGCCUCCGCUCAGGGUCCAGGGCUGGGCAGAGGACCUAGAGAAGUUAGCCUAGGUCCAGGGGGCCAUCCCUGGCCUACAAAGGCCUUUUCUGCACAGAUAUACCCCUCAUCACAGCUUCCACACACUGCCCUGAUGCAUUGUCUGUCCAUCUGUCUCUGUUAAUAAAGACCUGUUGAACAGUUUCA